Molecule: messenger RNA, 1847 nt
Organism: Danio aesculapii
Lineage: Eukaryota; Metazoa; Chordata; Actinopteri; Cypriniformes; Danionidae
Gene: tmem45a
Product: transmembrane protein 45a
Exons: 6
Coding region: 251-1084 (277 amino acids)
Source: RefSeq, a predicted model, not a curated record
AGAAAACUAACCCCCCAAAUCUGGUGGCAAAACAGCUGGAAAAGUGAAGAAGCUGUUGGCGUGAGAGUUUCUGGUGAAGUAAAAAGUCAGAAUGGACAAGAGGGACGAAAAGCAAUCGUGUGGUUUUGUUUGAAGACAUUGUUUGAACCGUUAUAGCAUCAAAUGCAGACCAAAGAAAAGCAUCGACCUAAGAUUUCUUCAGAAGAAUAUCUCAGAUAUUUGGUCAGUCUGUAAGGACAUUUAGGAAAUCAUGGGAAGUUUUAAAGGCCAUGCAUUGCCUGGAAGUUUCUUCCUGAUCACUGGUCUCUGGUGGGCUGCCAAGCAGACAUUUUUGUAUGCCACCCGCAGAAACAAAAGCGCCGGUGCGGGCAGACUGGCGUCUCGAGCACUCCAACGCCGCAUAGAAAUCAUAGAAGGAGCUGUCAUUUUAUCGUUUUCUAUUAUUGGGAUGCUAGCAGAGCAGCUUUUAGCUGGUGGACCCAAGUUUCAGCUGUAUGAUUCCUCCACUCAGCACUGGGAGCAGCUGAUGAAUUGGCAGCACACCACUAUGUACCUGUUCUUUGCCAUCUCAGGGGCCAUUUCUCUCACAGUCCACAGCACAGACAUCGCCCCAAUCGCAUUAGACCGCAUGCUGCUGGCACUUGCUUUCUUUAAUGAGGGAUUCCUGUUCCUUUACCAUCUGCAUGGUAGAGGCAUGCUUGAUGUCCACGUGCACACCCUUCUCCUCUAUGCCAUCUUUGGACAAGCCUUCAUUUGCCUUCUGGAGGUUUUCCACAGGGGGAAUAUUCUGCUUGAGCUGCUCAGAGCAACUCUCACUGUACUGCAGGGCAGCUGGUUCUGGCAGAUUGGCUUUGUUCUGUACCCUCCAAGUCAAGUGAAAUGGGAUCUGGCAGACCAUGACAAUGCAGUGUUCGUCACAUUAUGCUACUGUUGGCACCUUGCGUUUGCUUUGCUCACUGUGGCUGUAGUGUACUGGUCUGUUCUCUGUGCGGUGCGUUCCAGACUGAGGAGGGUGCCACCCAUGGAAAUGGGUCUUUUGAAACCGAGGGAAAAAGAAGUGGAGUCUGAAGAUGAGAUUUUAUGAAUAUUCAUCAUCCCUGCAUCCAUAUGCUUUUAGCCUUCAACCCAAAGAAAAAAAGAGACAGAGAGCGAAAGGCAGACAGAAACAAAAAGGUAUUGUCACUAAAUAUUAGCUCUGUCUUCAUUUCCUGAAGAGCAGAUGGGAGAUAAUAAACAGUGACAGUCUUGCCUUCCAAGAUCUGUUUCAUUAAACCAUGAUAAGUGAGUCGCAGGAGUAAAUCAUGAAAGCCAUAGUGUAAUAUCUCCAUCUCAUGUUCCCAGUGCGAUCACUUGAGCGAUAGUUACAGCUCUCUGUCCAUGCUGUCUGCCAUCUUUUGUGGUCAUUAUUUUUUAUUAUAUUGCUCCCUGUUUCUCUCAUGCACCUCAGGACCAACUGAUGAGAAAUAAAUUAAAACUUGAGUCUUUUCUAUACAUACAGUAUAUGAAUUAUGUCAAUUAUAAAAGAUGUUUUUGAUUAUUAUUAGGCCUUUAUCUUUGAUGCAAUGCUGUGUCAAUUGAAGAAUGUUAAUGUGCCUUGUCAGUAUCUAAAGAUACAGCAUUUUUAUUGCAUAGUUUUUAGUGAUACCAUAUGAUCUCUAUUCUAAGACUUUGCAGUUUGCAAGACACUUUUAUAGAUGAAAUGAACGAUGGAUGUUGUAUUUUCUUGUGAUUUUUGACAGCCAUAAUCAUUCUUUGGAAAGCUUGUCAGUCUUUUGCCAUUGUAUCUAAAUUUCUUAAAUAUCACAGUGUGCUAUCACUGCAUUUAUUGGUUUACUUAAUUUAAGUUG